UAACCUUAUAUACCUGUGGAAAUAUAUCCAAAAAUUUGCAUUUUUAUACACGAAAUACUUGUGAAAAGAAUCGAAUCUUGUGUCAUUUUAUCGCGCAUGAAAACAUUUCGCAAAAUCUCUUAUCACUGAGUACCAUGUGGAGGGGGAAUGCGUUGAUUAUGCAGUUGUUACAGCCUUUAACACACUUGAUUGUAAAACACUUGUGUCUUGUGUAGAUCUCGGCGUCACAGUCAUCUAGUGAAAAGUGCGUUCUACGAUAACUGAUUUGGAUAUGAAUACACGAAGACGACUGUUCGAUGCAACUGUGCGUUCCGUAGUUAAAAAUUUCUCAGUUUUCACCAUCGUUAUCAAUAACGAUGUCUCUAAUUAUGUACAUAUGUCAAAGUGCUAUCAAUGUGUGGUAAUUUAUGUGCAGUCAAUGUUUGCGUACACCUAUCGCGCCUUCAAGAUAACUGAUCUGUUGUCACGCGUACAUCGGUCUAGCUCGAACUUAUAUAAACACAUACGCACAGCGUAAGCGAUUAAACCGAUGUCGUAUAUCGUGUGAGUCGCUUGCUUAUGUACCUGAGAUGUUCCUGAAAAAUUCAUAACAUUUUGCGGUGAUUUGCGCGUAUUCGCGAGUGUACAAGAUGAGCAUAAUAGUAAAUUCAUUCAAUAAGUUCGUCGAUUAUUUUCCAAAAGACCUCGGAAAACUUUGGUACAUUGUCAGCCCAAAGGAGACGACCUUCGAGUUUUUACACGAUGUGCCGGACUAUCAACAACAGAUAUGGAUGCCGUUUUUUCUGCUGUUAAUUCUGGAGCAAUUAAUAUUGAGGAAAAAAAGAUUCCGUUUAAAUGAUCAAGUGACGUCGUUAUCUCAUUGGAUGCUCCACGAAACUGUACGAAUUUUUUCUCGAGGAGCCGAAUACUGUGCAUACAUCGCCAUUUAUGAGAGAUUCGGAAGAGGAUGCGCUUUACCCUGGAACUCGUUAUGGACAUGGUAUAUUACCUUCAUUGCUGUGGACUUUUGUUACUAUUGGGCUCAUCGCAGUAAUCAUGAAGUUCACUUUUUGUGGGCCUACCAUCAAGUGCAUCACAGCAGCGAGGAAUUUAAUCUUGCGGUUGGUCUGCGACAAUCUAUUCUGCAACACUGGUGCAACUUCAUAAUUUAUUUACCCCUUGCUUUAUUCAUACCACCAUCGCAUUUUAUGGUUCAUAAUCAACUUAAUUUGAUAUAUCAAUUAUGGAUACAUACAACAGUUAUUGGUGAUCUUGGACCACUUGAAUUGAUUUUUAACACGCCUAAGCAUCAUCGCGUUCAUCAUGGCUGCAAUCUUUACUGUUUGGAUAAAAAUUACGGUGGAGUACUUAUAAUAUGGGAUCGAUUGUUCGAUACAUUUCAAGAGGAGGAACGAAACGAACAGAUAGUUUACGGACUGGUAGUUAAUAUUGAAUCAUUUAAUGCAUUUUACCUGCAGGUAUUUUACUUGAAGGAUUUAAUUAAGAAAAGUUUAAGUAUGAGUACGUGGACUGAUAAAUUUGCUGUUUUCUGGAAAGGACCUAGCUGGUUUCCCGGUGGACCACGUUUGGGUUUAGACGAAUUUAAAAUAAAGGUAAAAUCCAGAGCCGUAUACGAUCCAUACAUAUCAAAAUGGCAAAAAAUAUACAUCAGUGUGCAGUUUUUAAUGGUUCUUCUCAAUCAUUAUAAACUAUACGAACCACAAUAUCAUGAGAAUUUAGGCGAUUCUUGGAUUAGAACUACAGUGGCAAAUAAUUUAAUUGCUCUCGUUAGCAUCGGUUUAUUAUUUGAUAAGUGUGCGUUUAUAUACUCUAACUUUAUUGAGAUCGUGCGCUGUGCCUUUUAUGUGUACUUUAUGCGUAUGCAUGAAGAUAACUUAAUCGAUUAUUUAAUAUAUUAUGUACAUAUGUUUCAAUUAAAUUUUAUUUGGAUACCUUUAUUUAUAUAUAAAAUUUAUGCACAUAUAUAUAACCGUUUCUUCAAUCGCACGCGAAAUUGAAUUUAAUCAAAGGUCUUGAAAAGAAGAAUUGAGUACUUAUAUCAUCACAAUUUUUAAGUAUUAUGCAUGAAAAGACUUAUGAAACCUCUUUGUAUCAAAAUUGACAUAUUAAAAAAUUUAAACUUGUUUUAUUAUAUCAUAUGUAUAAAGUAUAAACGAAUCAUAAUUUAUAAUGCAUGUAAAAUGUCUAGAUGACAUGUGUAAAAUUGUUCUCUCAUUAACAAAAAAAAUUUGGCAAUAAAUUUUAAUUUACAAUAA
Molecule: messenger RNA, 2255 nt
Organism: Solenopsis invicta (red fire ant)
Lineage: Eukaryota; Metazoa; Arthropoda; Insecta; Hymenoptera; Formicidae
Product: alkylglycerol monooxygenase
Exons: 10
Coding region: 630-1997 (455 amino acids)
Biological process (GO): lipid biosynthetic process
Cellular component (GO): endoplasmic reticulum
Molecular function (GO): iron ion binding; oxidoreductase activity
Source: RefSeq, a predicted model, not a curated record